Molecule: messenger RNA, 1405 nt
Organism: Jatropha curcas
Lineage: Eukaryota; Viridiplantae; Streptophyta; Magnoliopsida; Malpighiales; Euphorbiaceae
Source: RefSeq, a predicted model, not a curated record
CAUUUUUAAAAUUUUAAAAGUUAAAAUAACAGCUUUAUAGCCGUUGAGCUUGAAAAGCCAGUCGCUCUCUCUCACCAGAAACAAAGGAUCAGAUCAAAACUUGUUCCAUAUCUAUAAUCGAGUAAUUCAAACCAAAAUUGUAGGGAAGAAGAAGAAACAAAAGAUAAAAUGAAGGGUAUGAAAGGGAAAUUAUUGAAGAAGUUGAAAUCAAUCAAGCCAAAAGAUCGAGUUCUUCUGGUAAAUGCAGCUGAUGGGUUUAUUGAAACAAUAUUUCCGAAAAACACAAAAGCUCAGACCCACACUCACUUCAUACCCAAAGAAGCAGAGCAGGAAAAGGUUGUGGUAGAUCAAGGACCUGAUGUUAUUGAUGUUGCAGAGCUUAUGAGAGAUCUUGAAGGUGAAGAGGAAGAAGAAGAGGAAAUGGAUAUUGAUGACAGCGGAGAUAAAGAAAAUGUUGGUCCAUCAUUCAAGCAGCAAAAAGACACAGUAGGUUUGAAAAAUCAUAAUAUGGAGUGUAAUUCUUUUAGACAACAACAGACACCACUGUCAGAGAUUGACAUCUUGUCUUACCGGCGACCGGAUUUGAAUUCCGGUACUCUAUUUGACCCCAAUCUUCUUGCGGCCUUUGAAGAAGCAGUGAAAGAGCAUGCAAGGAUAAGUGAAGCAGAGAGACGAGCAAGAAUUGAGAAAGAGAAUCUUGAAAGAAUAAAGGAAGAAGCAGAGAAUCUGGAAAAAUGCGAAGAGGAGCCGCCGUUAAAAGCCCGUAGAAUUGAAGAAAACCCUUUAUCAGGGUUCGAAGAAAAGUGCCCUCCAGGAGGUAAUGACUCGGUAAUUCUAUACACGACAACACUUAAAGGAAUAAGAAAAACUUUUGAGGAUUGUAACAGCGUUCGGUUUCUUUUAGAGAGUUUUCGGGUUAUAUUCUACGAGAGAGAUGUAUCAAUGCAUAUGGAGUUCAAAGAAGAGCUAUGGAACGUUAUGGAAGGUAAGGCAAUGCCUCCAAGGCUUUUCAUUAAAGGAAGAUACAUAGGUGGAGCAGAGGAGGUUAUAGGGUUACAUGAGCAAGGGAAGCUUAAAUUGCUGUUUGAAGGGGUUCCAAUAGAUCAAUCCGUGGGACCAUGUGAAGGAUGUGCUGGAUUUAGAUUUGUGCUUUGCUUCAAUUGCAAUGGCAGUCAUAGAGUUAUUGAAGAAGAUGAUGGCUUGUCCAGGAAAUGCCAGGAUUGUAAUGAGAAUGGUCUCAUAAUUUGUCCCCUUUGCUGUUGAGCUUUUCAUUUACUUGGAUGAUUUUUUUUGCGUUUUAAAUUGAUUUGGGGUGUCAAUGUUAUCCAUACAAAUUAAUCAUUCUUCUACUUGUUGUAUAUUUGUAAUUGUUUGUUGAAUGGAAUCAGCCUUUUUCCAUGUGAAA